Messenger RNA from Callorhinus ursinus (northern fur seal), 2883 nucleotides. It is a transcript of the gene DDX31, whose product is annotated as DEAD-box helicase 31. Lineage: Eukaryota; Metazoa; Chordata; Mammalia; Carnivora; Otariidae. Gene Ontology annotation, molecular function: ATP binding; nucleic acid binding; RNA helicase activity. The record is from RefSeq and is a predicted model, not a curated record.
CCGCCCACGUGGGGCCGAGCCGAGCUGUGGGCCGGCUUCGAGAGGUCCGGCCGCGCUAGCCGGUGCCGGCGCCCGUCCGUGUCCGCCUCUGCCCGCUUCUCGCCGCGUGUCAUGGCAGCCGCCGGCACGCUUCUCCACCACGUCCCGGAGUCCCCGGCCGCCGCCCCCAGGACGCUCUCGGGACCCCGCCAGGCCCAGGCGAGGCGGCAAGCCGAGGCCACCAAAAGAAAACACCAAGCAUCCAGUGAGACUCCCCCAGUGAAACGGAGGAACGAGGCAUCAUUUCUCCCGGCCAAGAAAGCUGCUGCUAAAGAAACACAAAGGACUUUUAAGGGGAAGGCACGGAAAACGUUUUCUCCGAAGAAAUCUUUGGUUGGUGUGAGUGAUGGACCCCGAGAACAGAAACCGUGCGUUAGGACUUCAUCGUUAUUUAAAAACAACCCUGAAAUCCCAGAGCUCCACAGACCUGUAGUAAAGCAGGUGCAAGAAAAGGUGUUCACUUCAGAUGCUUUUCAUGAACUGGACCUCCACCCACAUUUAAUUUCCACAAUAAAUACGGUCUUAAACAUGACUAGUAUGACCAGCAUUCAGAAGCAAAGUAUUCCUGCGUUGCUGGAAGGCAGAGAUGCCCUGGUGAGAUCGCAGACAGGCUCAGGUAAAACACUUGCCUACUGCAUCCCUGUGGUCCAGUCUCUUCAAGCAAUGAAAUCAAAAAUACAGCGCAGUGACGGCCCCUAUGCCCUGGUACUGGUGCCGACAAGAGAGCUGGCUCUGCAAAGCUUUAACACUGUCCAGAAACUGCUUAAGCCAUUUACCUGGAUUGUGCCUGGAGUGUUGAUGGGAGGAGAGAGAAGGAAAUCAGAAAAGGCCAGACUCCGCAAAGGAAUAAAUAUCCUUAUCUCAACUCCUGGGCGACUGGUGGACCAUAUAAAAUCCACAAAGAACAUUCAUUUUCGUCGGAUACGGUGGCUGAUUUUGGAUGAAGCAGACAGAAUCUUGGAUUUGGGUUUUGAAAAGGAUAUCACAGUGAUACUCAAUGCUAUAAAUGCUGAGUGCCAGAAACGACAGAACGUCUUGCUGUCGGCGACACUCACAGAAGGUGUGACACGGCUAGCUGAUAUCAGCUUGCUCAAUCCGGUCAGGAUUUCUGUCCUCGAUGAACACCGUGGCCAGUCUGACCCAAAGGGCAGAGCAGUUCCUGAGGCCUCCCCUCUCCCAGCUGGUGCUGAGCCGGACAGCUUUGCGAUUCCGGAGAGUCUCGAUCAGCAUGUGACACUGGUUCCCAGCAAACUGAGGCUCGUCUCCCUGGCGGCCUUCAUCCUACAGCAGUGCAAGUUUGAAAAAGACCAGAAGAUGAUCGUCUUUUUCUCGAGUUGUGAGCUGGUGGAGUUCCACUAUCACCUCUUCCUACAGACCCUGCAGAGCCGCUCCGGGGCCCCGGCGUCAGGGCCGCUACCAUCUGCCUCCACGCCAUUAAAAUUCCUGCGGCUGCACGGCAACAUGGAGCAGGAGGAAAGAACAGCAGUGUUUCAAGAAUUCUCACAUUCCAAGACAGGCGUCCUUCUUUGUACGGAUGUUGCAGCUCGGGGCUUAGAUCUCCCUCAAGUCACAUGGAUUGUUCAGUACAAUGCGCCACCUUCACCUGCUGAAUACAUCCACCGGAUCGGGAGAACCGCCCGGAUUGGCUGCCAUGGGAGCAGCCUGCUCAUUUUGGCUCCUUCGGAGGCAGAAUAUGUCAACUCGCUGGCUUCUCACAAAAUCAACAUUUCUGAGAUUAAGAUGGAAGAUAUUUUGUCUGUCCUGACAAGGGAUGAUUGUUUUAAAGGGAGCCGAUGGGGAAGCCAGAAAUCCCGUGCUGCUGGCCCCCAGGAAAUCCGAGAGCGAGCCACCGUCUUGCAGACGGUGUUUGAAGAUUACGUGCACUCCAGCUCAAGGAGGGUCUCCUGGGCGAAGAAAGCUCUGCAGGCCUUCAUCCGAGCCUACGCAACCUACCCCCGGGAGCUGAAGCACAUCUUCCAUGUCCGGUCGCUCCACCUCGGCCACGUGGCUAAGAGCUUUGGGCUGAGAGAUGCCCCCCAGAAUCUUAGUGUCGCAGCUGUGAAGAGAAGGAAAGCGAACCUGAACAGGCCUGACCUUCAUCAGGAGACCCAGAGUAAACACCGCCUUGCUGAAAUCUUGCAUUCCGAAUUCUCAAGUGGAGCGGAGGCCAGCGUCGCCAAGGUCAAAAAGCAAAACAAACACGCAAGAGCCCGGCAGCCAGCCACGCAGCACUGUCUGCAACCGGCGCCCAGCCUCAGCCGUGGGAAGAACUGAGAAACGCUCCCCAAUGAAGCAGAAAAACCCAAAAAGACUUACUGGGGGAUAACAGGACUUCCCAACACAGUUUUCGGUUUUUUGUUGUUGUUGUUGUUGUUUUUUAACGCUGCCUCCACAGGCCUGGGGCUUGGGGUGGAUCCUGGAGGCCCCAGAGGCGGGGGCUGGUGUCCUGUCCUUGUCAGGAGCCCUGUGGGAAGGCACGGUGCCACUUUUCCCUGCAGACGGUGUCCCUGACCCGGAGAAGCCACAGGCCUCCCCCGGCAGGGCGGGGCUCAGCGUCCUGUGGGCGAGCCAGUUAGUUCUCACCUUCUGUGAGAUGGCUUAUACUUUGUGUUUCCUCCAGCGGAAUCAUCUUGGCCCAAGGGUUACAGGUGCCCCGGGGCCUCUCGUGAGGGCCUGGUGGUGCCGGCAUCAGCAGGGAGGCCUCUUCAUGCCUCGGGACAGGGUUCUGUCUCCAGGUCUUCAUUAGCUGCCUUGUAUUGAUGCCCGGAUUAGCGUGCAUCUUGCAAAAUAGGAUUGUAACGACUGGAAUGCAGUUUGUGAGAGCGAGAAAAACCAUGAGCUCGU